This is a messenger RNA of Urocitellus parryii (Arctic ground squirrel), 594 nucleotides long. The record is from RefSeq and is a predicted model, not a curated record. Lineage: Eukaryota; Metazoa; Chordata; Mammalia; Rodentia; Sciuridae.
AUGGGGGAGGCUCUGGAACAGUUCUUCAUUCUCCUCGGGCUGCUGGUGUGCCUGGCCGGCCUGGCAAAGUGCGUGAGAUUCUGCAAAUGCGUUUUACUGAGCUUCCGGAAAGUUCUGCCAAGGUCUUUCUUGCAGUCGAUGGGACAGUGGGCAGUGGUCACCGGAGCAGGAGAUGGGAUUGGGAAAGCAUACUCACUGGAGUUGGCAAAAUGUGGACUCAACGUGGUGCUUAUCAGGCCUAACUGUGGCCUUCUCUUCCAGAUGACACAGCUCGUUCUGAAACCCAUGGAAGCAAGGCUGAGGGGGCUCAUCUUGAACAUUUCUUCUGGGGUAGCGCUCUGCCCAUGGCCUCUGUACACUCUUUACUCGGCUUCCAAGGCUUUUGUGUGCACAUUUUCCAAGGCACUGCAAGCGGAAUACAGAGCAAAAGGAAUCAUCAUCCAGGUGCUGACCCCCUACGCGGUUUCCACCCCGAUGACCAAGCAUCUGAAUACCAACAUGGUCACCAAGAGGGCCGAUGAGUUUGUUAGAGAAUCACUGAAUUACAUCACGGUGGGAGAUGAGACCUGUGGCUGCCUGGCCCAUGAAGUCUUG